UUGGUUUUCAAAUCAUUGUUUUUAUUUUGAUAUAUAAAUUUUAGUUUUAUUAAUAAUAUUGAAGGAAGGUAUAAACGACGCCGACGCCGGUUUGUCCGAGACCCACUGAAAAACGCCACAUCGAGUCAGUAGUUUAGUUCAUAGUACCCGGAACACAUCGUAUCUCACUGACACAAAAAAAAAACUUUAAAAAAGGAUUUUUUAUAUCCUUGGCACUUUUUAUUUUGCUACUUUGUCUUUUCUAUUUUAUUUUUUUCUUCUCUCUUCGUCUUUACUAUCACAAAAAAUCUUCAAUUUAUUUUCCAUCUGAUUUUAAUUCAAUUUUAAAUUUUUCUUUAAUUAAAAUAAUAUUGCUCUUUAAAUUGAUAAAUAUUGUCAGCAUAAAUUUACAAUUAAUAACAUUAUAAUUAAAUUAAAUUAUUUCAUUAUUAUUCGAAUGAUUAAAAGUUUUUUUUUAAACAAGAUAAAAUAAAUUUAAGAAAAAUUAAACUAUCAAGAUUAUUCAAGUGAUUGUUUAAUGCCUAAAAAUUAAUGUUAAUAAUUAAUAAUUAAUAAUUAUUUAUGUGCGUGACUAUUAACCAUAACUAUAAACUUUGAAUUUUUAUAUUUACAUAUUUUUUUAUAUUUUUUUUCCUCAAUUAUAAAGUGACGAAAUUUUUACCGUGUGAUUAUCGAUCAAUAUAAUUUUUUCUCCAAGAUCUUUAAAAUAUCUACAAGAAGAUAAACCAAUAAACAAUUUAAUAAAUAAAACUGGCACAAUAAUUAAGAAAAAAAUUCUGAUGAUAAUAAUAAAAAAGACUGAUUAAAAUUUAAAUAUUUAAAUUGUUGCUUAGCAGGGUCAUAAUUAAUAGUAAAAAAAAAAAACCGAAAUUAAUAAAUAGUAUUUUAUAAAUUGGUAUAAAAUAAUUUGAUAUAUAUAAUAAAUUGUCACUCUGAGGUGAAGAGAGAUGGAGGAAUGGAGUACCAGUGUGUUAUUGUAUACACUGUAAUAUCACCAUCAAGCUCAAUAUCAUCCUCUCUACGUUUACAAAUUGAAAAUACUAUUGCAAAUCCUGUGCCAACUGGGUGUAUUGCGUGGCUUAAAUCUUGGAUUAAAAGAGCCGUUGCUGCUUACUUGAGAGCAUUAAAUUUGAGUCCAAACAAUGCAGUUGUACAUGGAAAUUUGGCCUGUGUUUAUUACGAGCAAGGUCUUAUUGAUUUGGCAAUUGACACAUAUCGUCGUGCAAUUGAAUUACAACCAAACUUUCCUGAUGCAUAUUGCAACUUGGCUAAUGCACUCAAGGAAAAGGGUCAGGUUUCGGAAGCUGAGGAAUGUUAUAAUACAGCCCUCAAGCUUUGUUCAUCACAUGCUGAUUCCCUAAACAAUUUGGCAAAUAUUAAAAGAGAACAAGGAUACAUUGAAGAAGCAACUCGUCUGUAUUUGAAAGCACUUGAGGUAUUUCCUGAAUUUGCUGCAGCACAUAGUAAUCUUGCAUCUGUAUUACAACAACAGGGUAAAUUAAAUGAAGCUUUGAUGCAUUAUAAAGAAGCAAUACGUAUACAACCAACAUUUGCUGAUGCUUAUUCAAAUAUGGGAAAUACACUUAAAGAAAUGCAAGAUAUACAAGGUGCAUUACAAUGUUAUACAAGAGCAAUACAAAUAAAUCCAGCAUUUGCUGAUGCACAUUCAAAUUUAGCAUCAAUACAUAAAGAUUCUGGUAAUAUACCAGAAGCAAUACAAUCAUACAGAACAGCAUUAAAAUUAAAACCAGAUUUUCCAGAUGCAUAUUGUAAUCUUGCUCAUUGUUUACAAAUUGCAUGUGAUUGGACUGAUUAUGAAGCUAGAAUGAAAAAACUUGUAUCAAUUGUUGCUGAACAAAUUGAUAAAGGACGUUUACCAAGUGUUCAUCCUCAUCAUUCAAUGCUUUAUCCAUUAUCACAUGAUUUUAGAAAAGCCAUUGCUGCUCGUCAUGCUAAUUUAUGCAUUGAAAAGAUUCAAAUUUUACACAAAGGACCAUAUAAAUAUCCAAUAGAAGCUGGUGCACGUUUAAAAGUUGGCUAUGUAUCAUCUGAUUUUGGUAAUCAUCCAACAAGUCAUUUGAUGCAAUCAAUACCUGGCCUACAUGAUAAAUCAAAUAUUGAAGUGUUUUGUUAUGCAUUGAGUGUUGAUGAUGGAACAAAUUUCCGUUCAAAAAUAGCACGUGAAGCUGAACAUUUUAUUGAUUUAUCACAAAUACCAUGUAAUGGUAAAGCUGCUGAUCGUAUUAAUGCUGAUGGUGUUCAUAUAUUAGUUAACAUGAAUGGCUAUACAAAAGGUGCAAGAAAUGAAAUAUUUGCAUUAAAACCAGCACCAGUACAAGUUAUGUGGCUUGGUUAUCCAGGUACAUCUGGUGCUAGUUUUAUGGAUUAUAUUAUAACAGAUGAAAUAACAUCACCAAUUGAAUUGGAAAGUCAAUACAGUGAAAAAUUAGCUUAUAUGCCACAUACAUAUUUUAUUGGUGAUCAUAAACAAAUGUUUCCACAUUUAAAAGAACGUUUAAUAUUAUCAGAUAAAUUAUCAAUGAAAGGUAAAGUUGCUGAUAAUGUUGCUGUUAUAAAUGCAACUGAUUUAUCACCAAUGAUUGAAAAUACAAUGGUCAAAGAAAUACGUGAAAUAGUUGUUGCUGAUUCUAAAAAUAAAACACUUGAAAUAUCAAUGAAAGUUGCUGAAUUACCAACAACAACACCAAUUGAAAAUAUGAUUGCUGCUGGACACGGUCAAAUGUCAGUUAAUGGUGUUGUUGUACAAAAUGGAAUGUCAUCAAUGCCAAUAAAUACUAAAACAGCAACUGGUGAAGAAGUACCACAAAAUAUUGUUAUAACAACACGUCAACAAUAUGGUUUACCUGAAGAUGCUGUUGUUUAUUGUAAUUUUAAUCAAUUAUAUAAAAUUGAUCCAUUGACAUUACAAAUGUGGGUAUAUAUAUUAAAACAUGUACCAAAUUCUGUACUUUGGUUACUACGUUUUCCAGCAGUUGGUGAACCAAAUUUACAAGCAACAGCACAACAACUUGGUCUAUCACCAGGUAGAAUAUUAUUUAGUAAUGUUGCUGCUAAAGAAGAACAUGUUAGACGAGGACAAUUGGCUGAUGUUUGUCUUGAUACACCAUUAUGUAAUGGUCAUACAACAAGUAUGGAUGUUUUAUGGACUGGUACACCAUGUGUUACAUUACCUGGUGAAACAUUAGCAUCAAGAGUUGCUGCAAGUCAAUUACAUACACUUGGUUGUCCUGAAUUAAUUGCAAGAACCAAACAAGAGUAUCAAGAUAUUGCUAUUAAAUUAGGAAAUGACAAAGAAUACUUAAAAGCAAUUCGUGUCAAGGUAUGGAAAGCACGAUCAGAAAGUCCACUAUUUGAUUGUAAAAUGUAUGCACAAGGAAUGGAAAUGUUGUACAAAAAAAUGUGGGAAAAAUAUUCACGUGGUGAAAAACCAGAUCACGUUGCUGCUAUUGAUAAUUCUGAACACAAAAUGAUUUCAUCAUAAGUAUUAUGAUUAUUAUUAUUAUUAUUGAACAAUAUAAAUCAUAAAUGAUUCGACUGUUUUACCUCUUGAUUCAUUUAUAAAAUACAAAAAUAAAUAUUUUAUAAGAAUUCAUUAUUAUUAGCAAUUAAUAUUGUUGAUUUUAAAAAAAAAAAAAUUCACAAUUUUAAUACGAUGGAUUUAUUAUUAUUUUUAUUCUUGUUUACUUUUUAUUGCACUGGUUAAUAAUUAUUUUCAUUUAUGAAUUUUUAAAACUACAUUUAAUUUUACAAAUGACUUGUCAAUUUAUUGAUAUAAAAUAUUAAAUCCAUCGGUUAAAUAAGAGAGGGCUUAUUCAUUGACAACCGAUUGACAUAUCAAUCGAAUCAUUUUCUUUUUUUUUUUUUUCUGUUUCUCCUCUUUUGUAUAAUAAAAUAUUAUUAAAUUAAAUAAAAUUUUAUGAAUUUAUUUAAUUUGUAAUACGUAUUGUAAAAAAAAUAUAUAUCAUUUGUAACUUUGAUAAUUUAAGCUAAUUUCAAAAAAUACUAGUUUAUUUUCUUUUUUUUCUCUUGAAUUUAUGGAAAAGAAAAAAUAUAUAUAUUUUUCAUUUGUUUUUAAUCAUAAUUAAAACAAAUUUUGUAUAAAAAAAAUGUUCGUUAUUGAUUAAAAAUGAAACUGUACAUACGUUGUAUCACUAGUUUAAAUAUUGAUGCUUUUCUGCAACAAAAAUAACAAUAGCUGGUGUAAAUCUAAAUCUAGUAUAUAAAUUAUCAAAAUAAAUAAAAUUUCGUUGUUUUUUUUUUUUUUUUCCUACUUAUCAUUUAAUACUCGUAAAUUUUUAGACAAUUUAAUUAUUAAUUUAUUUAACUGUCAAUUUUAUACAAAAAAAUAUGAAAAUAUUUCUCGACAAUUUUUUUCCAAGUUAAAAAACCAUUUUAAAUUUCUGCAAAUAUUUAAUUUUAGUUCAAGCAAUUGUCGAGUAAUUAUAUCCAUAGAAAUUGCAAGAAAAAUUUAGAUAAAUAUUUUCAUUUGAAUUGCUGACAAUUUAAGCGAUAAAUUAAUUUAAACAAUUUGUAAUAUACUUGAUGAAAAGAUGCCUUCAUUAUAAACCAUUAAAUUAAAACCUAUUUAAUUAAAUAUAAAAUAAUAUAACAAUUGUAUCUUUAAAGUUACACUUAAAUAUUUUAAAUACAUCAUAAAAAAAAUAUAUACAAUUCUUUUUUUUUAAAUUAUCAUCAAGACAUUAUAAAUAGCAAGGCUAAAAAAAAAAAAAAAAUGCCACAUUCUUUGCCGCGUCAGAACUGAUAAGAAACACACAAGUUGGCACUUUUUAUUUAUUUUAUUUUUUUU
Molecule: messenger RNA, 4828 nt
Organism: Aphidius gifuensis
Lineage: Eukaryota; Metazoa; Arthropoda; Insecta; Hymenoptera; Braconidae
Gene: sxc
Product: UDP-N-acetylglucosamine--peptide N-acetylglucosaminyltransferase 110 kDa subunit
Exons: 6
Coding region: 956-3502 (848 amino acids)
Biological process (GO): protein O-linked glycosylation
Molecular function (GO): protein binding; protein N-acetylglucosaminyltransferase activity
Source: RefSeq, a predicted model, not a curated record